Messenger RNA from Stereum hirsutum FP-91666 SS1, 1796 nucleotides. RefSeq names its product alpha/beta-hydrolase. NCBI's taxonomy places the organism in Eukaryota, Fungi, Basidiomycota, Agaricomycetes, Russulales, Stereaceae. Gene Ontology annotation, biological process: proteolysis. Gene Ontology annotation, molecular function: serine-type carboxypeptidase activity. The coding region runs from base 59 to 1636 and encodes 525 amino acids. The record is from RefSeq and is a predicted model, not a curated record. The transcript has 17 exons.
GCCGUCCUCGGCCCUUUGUUAACUCAAGGUUCACUGGCAUCUGAUCUACUUGCCGGGAAUGUGGACAGCUUGUCGUUGGGCGCUCGUCAUAUGCAUAUUAGCCUGGGCGGUGACCGUCUCUUCCGGGAAGGUCUUCACGACGGAGAAACUCAAAGCUGCCCAAGCUCCUGCCGUGGAGAGAUGGCAGGCCCAUCCUACCACCGAUGCACUGAAAAUCGAGCGCCUUCACCACACGAGUAGGUUACUCGAACGAGGGAGCGGUGGCAACAAUAUAACGUUCCAGAAUGCGAAUGCGUCAGCUUUCUAUGUCGACGGUACGACGAUCCCUGAGGUCACUUGGGACUUAGGUCCUAGCUGGAGUGGGCUUCUUCCCAUUAGCGGCGAUUCCAAUGAGACACGCAAGCUUUUCUUCUGGUUUUUCCCACCUGGACCGGAGGGCAGUUCAGACGACAUCAUCGUAUGGCUGAACGGGGGUCCUGGCGGUUCCUCACUGGAGGGUCUGCUACAAGAGAACGGCCCAUUCAGCUGGGCCUGGGGCCAAGCGAAACCCACCCAAAACGAAUACAGCUGGACGAACCUAUCUAGUGUUAUCUGGAUUGACCAACCAAUAGGAACCGGAUUCUCUCAAGGCGACAGCGAAGUUCACGACGAAGAAGAUGUCGCAGAACAGCUUGUGGGCUUUCUACAGCAGUUCCUAGGCGUUUUCUCCGAGCUUCAAGGAAAGAACCUUUACCUGACAGGAGAAAGUUAUGCGGGAAUGUAUAUUCCUUACACCGCCAACUACAUAUACGACCAUGUGGAGGCUCUCAGCCUAAAUUUAACUGGAAUCUGGCUAGGAUCUCCCGCGAUAACUAACGACGUGAUCGCAAACGAAGUACCGGCAGUGAAUUUUGUGCACAAAUACGAGAAUGUCUUCGGCUUCAACCAAUCCUUCUUAUCUGAGCUCGACAGCCGAGCCAGCUCUUGCAACUAUGCGGCCUACCUGGACAAAUACUUGACCUACCCUCCCCCGGACGGUUCGUUCGCCCUUCCUGGAAGCUCUAUCGAGUUCGACGAAGGGUGCGACCUAUGGUCGGACAUCGUGUCUGCCGCACUUGCCUUAAAUCCCGCAUUCAACGUUUACCGUAUCUUUGACAUGUACCCCGUACUCUGGGACGUCCUGGGCUUCCCUGGGACCUACCCAGCAGAACAGACCAGUCCAGUAUAUUUCAACCGAGACGACGUCAAGCAGGCCAUCCAUGCCCCAGUCGAGGUCGAUUGGUCCGAAGCCGCCGGGAACCCUUUCGUGGACUCGCUCGAUAAUAGCCAACCCUCGUCGUUCGGGGUUUUGGGAAGCGUCAUAGAGAAGAGCCAGCGAACUGUUAUAAUGCAUGGCUUGGCUGACUUCUGCCUUUUAGCUGAAGGGACGAUGAUCGCUCUGCAGAACAUGACUUGGAACGGCCUCCAAGGCUUCCAAUCCGCACCGGAAAACGACUCCUUCAUUCUCGACGGCGUCGGCGCCACGGGUACCGUCCAAUCUGAGCGUGGACUCACCUUUUACACCGUCGCGCUGACGGGGCAUAUGGCACCGCAAUUCAAUCCAAAGGCAGCAUACCAAUCUAUGCAAUACCUCAUGGGAUUCAGGAGCACGCCAUGACAGCUACGACAAACUAAUUCUAUAUUUCUUGGGAACAUGGGCCUCACGUCUUCUACGUACUAUCACGAAACUUUAUUAUAAAGGGAUUUCUUGCAUCAUCAGUGCAGCGCACACAGACACUUUUCACGUAACUUAUGGACCAGCAUCUCGACAUACUUAC